UGCAACCCCGGGGCCUCGGGGCGCCGGUGGGGGUUCGAGCGGGCCCGGGCUGCAGGAGGGGCGCGCGGGGGCGCGGGGUCCCGCCGGGGAGCGCGCACGGAGCGGCGCCUCAGCCGCCCUGCUUCCUGGAGCUGUGCUCCUUUGACCCCAGUGGCAGUCCCUGUCACUGCACCGCUCGCGCUCCCUCUGGCUCGCCGCGCCCUCGCUCCCUCUCCUCGCCCCCUCGCUCGCUCUCUCCCCAGAUCGAGGCUGCUCGGGUCCUUUCUCCCCCCCGCCUCCCUCUCGUGCCGCGCCCCCCGGCCCCCCGCCCCAGCCCGCGGCGGGACCUCCGGGGUCGAAGGUUCUGGCCCGCCCGCGCCCCUCGCCGCCCCCGCGCGCCCCCCGCACGCCUCCCUCCGGCUCGGGCCGCUCCGCGAUGGAUCGCCUGCUCGUUGGGCGCUGAAGGCAUCCCCGGGACCCGGAGCGCAGCCCGGGAAAGAAACGCACAGUGGUAUUGAUGAGUAGAUCCUUGGGUUCAGAGGUUGGCUGAAACACACCAUGCCUGCGUCCAUCCUUUGUUCCGGAAACUUGUGAAUUGCUCAUGCCUAUAGGGAGGAAGGAUGGCUCAUGGGAUUCCUUCUCAAGGCAAAGUUACCAUAACGGUGGAUGAGUAUAGCUCAAACCCCACCCAGGCAUUCACGCACUACAAUAUCAACCAGAGCAGAUUCCAGCCGCCACAUGUACAUAUGGUCGACCCCAUCCCAUAUGACACUCCAAAACCAGCGGGCCACACGCGGUUUGUCUGCAUCUCAGACACGCACUCCAGAACAGAUGGUAUCCAGAUGCCUUAUGGGGACAUCCUUCUCCACACAGGCGAUUUCACCGAGCUGGGACUGCCCUCAGAGGUUAAGAAGUUUAAUGACUGGUUAGGAAACCUGCCAUAUGAAUAUAAAAUAGUGAUUGCUGGGAAUCAUGAACUGACAUUUGAUAAGGAAUUCAUGGCAGACCUUGUUAAACAGGACUACUACCGUUUCCCCUCUGUGUCCAAAUUGAAACCAGAGGACUUUGACAACGUUCAGUCCCUCCUGACAAACAGUAUUUACUUACAAGACUCGGAGGUAACAGUGAAGGGAUUCAGGAUAUACGGGGCACCUUGGACCCCGUGGUUUAAUGGAUGGGGCUUUAACCUGCCCAGAGGUCAGUCUCUGCUGGACAAGUGGAACCUCAUCCCUGAGGGCAUUGACAUACUCAUGACCCACGGACCUCCUCUAGGCUUUCGAGACUGGGUUCCAAAGGAGCUUCAAAGAGUGGGCUGCGUGGAGCUUUUAAACACGGUCCAGAGGCGAGUUCGGCCCAAACUCCAUGUAUUUGGUGGAAUCCAUGAAGGUUACGGCAUUAUGACCGACGGUUAUACAACGUACAUCAAUGCCUCAACGUGUACAGUCAGCUUUCAGCCGACCAACCCUCCAAUUAUAUUUGACCUUCCAAACCCACAGGGUUCCUGAAGCUCUAAAAGUCCAAUUGGAAUGUGAGGGAAGGUCUAUAAACUGCCAUUUUUCUAAUUACAAACUUACAUUCUCUUACUUGUUUAUUUCCAAAUCCUGUGAGUUCUUUUUGUAAAUUACUGGAACACAAAUGUCGCUAGAGGUUGUGCUUCUUCUUUAUUAUUAUUUUUUUUAAUGGGGCGUCCAUUCGGAAUGAAAGGAGCAUUGUGAAUUUGUAAAAUGACUUCCGUUUUCUCAAAGGCCACGCCAUUGUAAAUUGUUAGUAUUCGCCAAAGGACAGCCAAGCUUUCUUUUUAAAAGGUGAUGAAAGUCUUAUUUUAAUAUGCUUUAAGCUGGAAGAAAAAGGAAAAAAAAAAAGAGAGAGAAACAGGUAGGUAGUGUUUUAAAAACCACCCAGAUUUGCACAACUGUUUAAGAGUAUUGUUUGAAGUAUUUUAUUUUUUGAUGUUUUGUUGUUGUUGUUGUUGUUUUCUUGGUAACCCUUCUUUUUUGCAGACUUGGCCUGGAUUUAUAGCAAUCUUUUCAGCAAAAGUAGGCGUGGAAAAGACUUCUCUUCACACUCUCACUAUAAAGAAAGCUGCGUCCAGGGAAGAAAAUGGCCCUCGUUCAAAGGAUGGCUUAGCUAGUGAGAUCCAUAUUGUGGUUAUACAAGGUCUCAUUGUUUGUUUCUUUUAAAUUAUUUUAGCUUUAAAAAUAUGGAAAUGGAAUCUGUCAAGAGCAGGUAUUUCAUGCAGUUAAAAGAACAGUUGAGCGCACAGACUCCUUUUCAGUAUGGGUUUAUAUAUAUAUAAAUAUUUUUUGUGUAUUAUGGCUAAGUUAGGAGUUUAAUAUUGCCAAGGACAACUGCGAAGGAAUGCUUUAUAGCAGGGCAUCAGAAGUCCGAAGGGGCUGACACAUUUUCUCAGAACUCAAGGUCUCAAAGAGCUUGAGUUAAGUCUAGGUACAAUUACAGGCAUGUACAGACUUAAGUGGAUGCAAUGGAAGGUAACUAAAAUGAGGCUUAGUCGUCCUUUAUAUUUAAAUACCCUGAAUUGUCUUCUUACUUCCUCUCCCUCCCCCCAUUUUGCACUGUGUGUCGAUGCAAUCUUCGCUAGCACAAAAUAUUGUCGCUAAUAGUCAUUUCUGUUUUCCCAUUGUAAAUGCUGUUGAGCUUUAUUCUAUUUUAUGUUAUCUUGUUAAUGAAAUUUAGGAAAGCAGUUGUUUCUUUUAAAUUUAUUGUGAUAUUCUAUAUCUAGCGGCCUUUAUAUGCAAAUAAAAUUGCAAGAUUUUUAAAUCUGUCCUGUUUGGAGGGUUGGCUGGUAGGAUGGUGGUUUUAGUCCUGGGGAAGGAGGGGGUUUAUUCAUAUGCAACAUUAGUACUGCCUUCCAGAAGAAUUAGAAUAAGUGAUUUUUUUUCCUGAUUUUCAAUAAAUUUUUAUUACCCAUCAUUCACAGGCUGGCAGGUAGAUCGAUAAGGCACUCAGUCUACUCUUUCCUUACAUCACACUGUCAUCUAUCUUGCCGUGGGUUUCAGAGGGUGAAUAUUUCGUCUUGGCCAUUGUAAUUUCUAUAGGAAGGGUCACCGUGCAGUGGAGGCUGCAGAUGCUAUCGUGGCUGUGUGCUUGGUGGUGAGAGGGUGAACCAGUGGGUAAGAGAGUAACCACUACUCAGUGUCAUUUGUCCCCAGGAGCGGUCACUGUCACCCCCUUGCUGUUCUUUCUUUAUGUCCAUCACUAAAAUGUUAUGGCAGCCAGCACUCAACAGGCGGCGGUGCGGUGUGGUAAACUAAGUAAUGUCUUUUUUAUAUUCUCUGGAACAGCCAUUGAAGAAAAACAGCAUGAUCUUGAAACUGCAGUGUAGCCCAAAAGUCUACAUUCCAGUGCCCCUUGGGUUGUAUUCUGGCAGAUUUUCCUUUCCUCCUUCUCUUGUGGACUCUUGGUGUAACCGAUGAAAAGAAUUCUUGAUUUCAGUACCCACUGGGUAGAGAGAAUGUUUUAGGCCAGAAGUCCAGCUCAGACUCACGUGUAACCAUCUUAGUUGUUAAUAUUGAUUAAGCGUCUUGGCUGCCACCCAGAGUGUGUGGUGGACACUUUGGUCUGAGCUCUCCUAACAGAUGCUUGAGCUUCCCAAGCAGAGGUGGCCCAUGACCAUAGUAGCCAUGAUGGGCCAAAAGAGGUACUGUGGGAAGUUAACAACCCUCCUCUGAUCUGCCACAUCAAUAGAAGAAGGUGUUGACUUCAGGGCUCUUCCUAGGGAGCUGGAGUGAGAGGUGACUGAAUGGAAAUUUCAUCUGGAGCUAAGCUCAGACUUCUGGAAAAGCAGGCUUUCCAGAGACAGGUGGACGAUCACGAUGACAAGUGUGCAUGUACAGCUCUUGACAGCACGUCUGGACCCAAACUAAUUAAGCUAAGCACUUACUGAAAUUGCUUUCCAUUGUGAGGGGGCAGGAAGCAACCCAGCCUGCUAAAUCUACAGGGUAGACUGGCUCAUGGUCCAGGUUCACCAUUCCAUAUGUAUGAAUAGCCUCCAGGAGGGCCAGGGUGACUGUCCAAAGGCCUGAAGCUUUCUCCACUGGGCCUUCUAACAAAGGAACAUUUGAAAUAGCUCUUACAAAUUGGCACUUUCUGUCCUUUCAUCACCAGGCACUCUGCUGAGCAGGUCUCAUAUUUUGUUUCUAACCCUCACAAAACCCUGGGAGAGGUCACAGAAGCCCCACUUUAUAGAUAGGAAACCAAGCCUCCAAAAGUUAAAUAAAUUUCCCUAGGAAAAUGGAAGGUUCAAAACCAGGUCUGUCUGAAUUCAUAGCCCUGCCCUUUUUAUCACCUGGCCUCUGGACCAGAAAAGUUGAUGCCGUUCAAGAGCUGAUAAAAAAACUGAUAGGGGUCUGGGGGCAUGUCUUACCCCUUAUGUGGGAGCUGUUGGAGCAUCCUUCGGAUGGGACCGCUUCCUCUCUGCUUGAGACACAGCGCACCGUAGUGGGUCUGAGCACAGAGCCUGGGGCCAGUGUGCCUGCCCAAGUCCAAGCUCCUCCUCGGACUGGCUCAGAUGCCUUCGGCUGGGUACUUCCCAUCACCGUAAAAGGGGGUUGAUGAUGAUGAAGUGGCCGUGAGUUGUGCUGUGGAGAUCACUGCCUGGCAUCCAGUUUGUUAAAUAGGGUCCCCAUGCUGCCUUGAAAUUCUCCAGGCAGGACCUGUCUGUUGCCUCCUCACCCUCAAGAGCACCAGUGGCAUUAUUUCUGAGAAAGUGUAUUGGUUUGCAUUCCUUGGAAACUAUAAUGAACCUCUUUCAUAAGAAUAUGAAGGACCCCAAGGGCAUUUGUGAGAGGCAGCUAAGGGGGGCUGACUUUUCAGGGUGGGCAUCAUAUUUUGCAAAUCCCUUCUAAUCUCAGGAGAGGAAGGGGUCUGUACUCUUUAGAGUUGCUUUAAAUGGCACCCGUGGAUCUCAGCAUCUCUCUCUCCUUGGAGUCUUUACAUUCCAUGUCACCCUCUCCUUCAAGCUCAAUUAGUGAAUUUUUUCUCUACAUUUUCUCCCAAUCCCCUUUUGUCUUAUAAAGAUGAGGGGGUGUUGCUGAAACCCCCUUAAGAGGCAGGUCACUGUUCUUCUGACAGGUGGCCAGCGUUAAGCCUGCCUUCAUCUCUGUCACUUAAGUAAAUAAAUACUGUGACCCAGGGCUUAAGUAGGGAGAAACAGAAGCUGGGAGGAUUUGGGAUUUGUCAAUUGCAGAUAAAAUACUUGCUGUGCCCAGAAUAAUGUCCCCUCCCCCAGCCCUCCCCCAGCAAGGCUAUGCUGCUCCAUCAGGACCGAACAUCCAUCUUUUAUUUUGGUUUCUCAGUAUCUUUUCAUGCCCUGUUCCCACUUCCCUAAAAGUUUUCAUUACUUUUCAUUUAAUUAUGAAACCGAAGUGAAUUCAAGUCUACUUCAAUUUUUUGAGAAAUUGGCUAUAAGCUGAGGGGCAUUUGGAAACACUGCUGGGUUUGGAGCAGGAGACGUUUGGAUGUGGGGAGGGUUCCAGCACCGGACAUUCUUAAUAGGUGCUUUUAUAGAAGGUUCCAGGCCCCCUUCUGGAUGUCAGCUUCUAAAUGCAAAAUGUUUUUUCUCCUACUUUGUGAUGAAGUAGGAAGAUCGCUGCCUGUGUGUCCACUCUCUGACAAGGUUCUUCCAGAAGUUUAGAGCUACUUUCCCUUCCUUUUCAAGAUGUCAUCUCUACUUUUCUGCUCCUAUCUUGCCUUUCCAUGGAAGAGAAAACCACACUGAUUCCAAAGGCUCUCAGAAAAGCCUCCCUCUUCCCUGGUGCCCCUGCAACUCAAGAGAAGUUCAGAGACGGUCAGCGGCACCACCAUGGUCACACAGCAGA
Mirounga angustirostris (Northern elephant seal) is the source of this 5816-nucleotide messenger RNA. It is a transcript of the gene MPPED2, whose product is annotated as metallophosphoesterase domain containing 2. Gene Ontology annotation, molecular function: hydrolase activity. The record is from RefSeq and is a predicted model, not a curated record. The transcript has 7 exons. Lineage: Eukaryota; Metazoa; Chordata; Mammalia; Carnivora; Phocidae. The coding region runs from base 600 to 1484 and encodes 294 amino acids.